AUGGAUUUAUAUUUCAUCUUGGAAUGAAAAAACAUACAUAUGCAUAUGGUGAAACAGUUUGCGAAUGGUUAUCAUUAAAACAUCAACAAAAUUCUCCACAAAAAAUAGAAAUAUUAUCGGGAAAAUCUAUACGAAAAGUUGCUUAUGGAUCAAAUAUGGUUGUAAUAUUGACUGAAAAUGAUGGACAAAUUUAUAUAGCUGGUGAUAGUUCACAAUGGCCAAAAUCAACUGAUGAUCAGAAUGGUCACCAAAUGCGUUUAUUAUCAAAAACAAAACAAUUUAAAGAUAUUGCUUGUGGUCAUUCACAUAUACUUUGUUUGGAAGAUAAUGGACAUCUUUAUACAAUCGGUUGGAAUAAUUAUGGUCAAUGUGGUAAUGGUACAACUAUAAAUGAUUAUGAAAAUUUAAUCGAUACUGAAUUAACAAAUAUUCGAACAAUUGCAUGUGGUUGGAAGCAUUCAUUAGCCAUUACGGAUGAUAAUCGUUUAUUUGGUUGGGGUUUUAAUUUAUUCAAACAAAUCACAAACAAUGUUGGUCAAAAAAUUAAUAAGCCAUUUUUAAUGAUGGCUGAAGGUCAUUGCGAUGAUAAAUAUGAAAAUAUUUCGGCUGGUGAAUGUUUUACAUUGGCAAUUACAACUAAAAAUGAAAUUCGACAUUUUCAAAAUCUUUUUUAUGUUGAUGAUUUUAGUGGAUCAAAGUUUGGUGAUUCAAUAUCGAGAAUUCAUAAACGUAAUUUUCAAGUAACCGAAAUAUUAACAUUAUCAUCAGCAAAUUUAACUUGUAUUCUGUAUGAAAAUCAUCAAAAUUUGAUAACGAAUUUUCAGGAAAUUUUUUACAAAUUUUCAACAAUACCAAUAACAUUUGGUUGGUGUGAAAAUAUUGGCCGUUAUGAUUCAAAUCUUUAUCAUUAUUUUAUGUCCGAAUCAAUAUCGGCUACGUUUGAUUGUCCCGAUUCUGAAGUAAAUGAUUUACGAUUUGAAUUUCCACAUGAUGAUGAUAAUGAUGAUGAUACGAAAAAAGUUGCUAAAAUGGAUAUUUCAAAACCAUCAGCAUUAAAAAUUAGUUUGAAAAAUUGGUAUCAUAAAUUAGAAUUUAUUGAUCUGAAUUUCCUUCAACAAGUUACAAAUUUNGUUGUUUCCUGA
This is a messenger RNA of Dermatophagoides pteronyssinus (European house dust mite), 1142 nucleotides long. RefSeq lists its product as uncharacterized. The record is from RefSeq and is a predicted model, not a curated record. Gene Ontology annotation, molecular function: protein binding. Lineage: Eukaryota; Metazoa; Arthropoda; Arachnida; Sarcoptiformes; Pyroglyphidae.